ACAACAGUGUGAGCAGCAUUAAGUGAUCACACAGAAAGGGAGACAGAAAGAGAAAAAGAGAAUCUACUUGGUGUGCAGACAACAACAGAAAACAUGAAGAAAUCUGCAAAAGAGCUGAAUGCGGUGCUCGUGGGAUCAAAAACCUCCCGGAAUUAUCUGGUUGGAAACAUCGUCCUGGGAAGACGGGCGUUUGAUCCAACAGAUGUAACAUCCUGCUGUGAGAGGGCAGAGGGAGAAGUAUGCGGGCUAACAGUCACGCUGGUCAAAGCCCCGGGGUGGCUGCGAGGAUAUACCCCCAGUAAUACAUCUGAACUUUUCAAGACAGAAGCGGUUCUCAGCGUCACUCUGUGUCCACCUGGACUGCAUGGCUUCAUCCUGGUGGUUAAUGCCGAACUACCAUUCAAAAAUAAGCACAAGAAGGCAACAGGAGAGCAUUUGCAACACUUUUUUGGUGACAAGGUUUGGGAUCACACGAUAGUGGUCUUCAGCCACGUGGGCCAUCUGGGCCACAAAACCAUUGAGGAUUACAUCGCGAGGGAAGGGGCGCCGCUCCAGUCGCUACUAGAGGCCUGUGGUAACCGAUAUCACGUCCUGUGUGACGAUGGCGCAGACAACGACGAGAAGGUCGAAGAGCUGUUUGAGAAGAUUGACGCCAUGGUGGCAGAAAACGGGUGCUAUGAAGCGGACAGCACGCUGGUGCAAAGCGUUGAGUCGAAGAGGAAGGAAGUGGACAAAAAAGCUGAGGAGUUGCGUCUGCAGUCACAACAACAAAGGGAAAAGCUCAGAAAUCUCCUGACAGAGCCAACACCCAACCUGAGGAUCUUGAUGGUCGGGUGGGUGUUUUCCGCGAAGAGUGCCACUGGAAACAACAUUUUGAGUGCUGAGGUGUUUCAGUCUGGUGAGAGAACGGUAAAAGCGUUAAAGCAAAGUGGUGAGGUGGCCGGAAGAGAGGUCGUCAUCGUGGACACUCCUGGAUGGUGGAAAUUCUUCCCAGCGAAGUUUACCCCUGCGAUUUUGAAGUCUGAGAUUUUAAAAGGAGUGUCUAUGUGCUCGCCAUCACCAAAUGUCAUUUUGCUGGCAGUGCCGCUUGACACAUCAUUCACCGAUGAACAGAGAAGAGUCACAGAGGACAACAUGAGGCUGUUUGGACAGAGAGUGUGGAGACAUGUGAUCGUGCUGUUUACAUUCGGGGACGCUUUGGGGGACAAAACUAUUGAGCAACACAUUGAAAGUGAAGGAAAGCCUCUCCGCUGGCUUAUUGAGAAAUGUGAAAACAGGUAUCAUGUCCUUGACAAUAUGCAUGCAGCUGAGGGUCAGAUAACAGACCUGCUGCAGAAGAUGGAGGAGAUGGUGGCAGGAAACAUCUCUUUUUACCUCGGUGCCGACCCUGAAACUGAUGAUCCACAACCGACGGGAAACAAAGAUGAGAACACAACCAAGGAGAUCACAGAACAACUUUCAAUCGAAUGGGACCGCAGUAACUGGGAAAAAUACCACAGCCGAUCAGGAAACGACAGUAUGGGAUUACCACCGACCAUGAGUGAUAGCAAGCAGAAGUCUGAGGGUUCAGAAGGAGAGGAAGAACAGGAGCACCGGCAUAAAGGUGACCAGUUUAAGGCCGACUUUCUAGCAAGUGAAGGCGAUGCAGCAUCUGGGCCUAUGAAGAGAUGGAUGGGAUUGAUGGAGAGAGAGUGGAGCAGACGAGAGGUGGCCAUGGAACAGGCGGCUUGGAAACAUUUCCGCAAGGAUGAGUAUGCCACCUCCGAGCCAGACAGUGAUCAGAUGCUGAAAUCGAGGGAAAAGGUAAGACUGUGGAUGUCAUCUGGGUAUUGGACAGAUCCUGAGACCUCUACUAUCGACGGGGAAUUGGAGGAGGAAGAGAUACCGACAGAAGACUACAGGCAGACUGUAGAAAGUCACUCUACUGGGGACUGAUGAUCGCUGUCAUGUCAUUAACCUGCUGGCUGCAUCUUAUUUUGUAACCCUGUGGUGCAUUUGCUCACACCGCUGUUUAAGGCUCAUGAAAGAAUAAUCGGGUUAUUUAUGUUCUAUAUAAACAUCACAACACCAGGAGAAGACUCAUAACUAAGAUACAGAUACUGAGUGGGUGGCAGGUCAGCUACAGUCAGUCAGUGAGACAGGAGAUUUAACAAACGGAGAGUCUGUAAUAAGAUAAUAAUAAACAAUGAUCUUGAAAUCAUCUUGAAAUGGCCGGCUUUAGCCCUUUUGGUGCCCUAGGCAAAAUUCACCCCAUGGGUUACAGUUCAACACCCCAGAAGACAUCACAGUGGUUUUAAGACAAGAAUUAAACCUGCAAUAGACAGAAUACUUUUGCCAUCAUUGGACAACAAUUCCA
Messenger RNA from Sebastes umbrosus (honeycomb rockfish), 2356 nucleotides. RefSeq names its product GTPase IMAP family member 8-like. Gene Ontology annotation, molecular function: GTP binding. NCBI's taxonomy places the organism in Eukaryota, Metazoa, Chordata, Actinopteri, Perciformes, Sebastidae. The transcript is spliced from 5 exons. The coding region runs from base 94 to 1935 and encodes 613 amino acids. The record is from RefSeq and is a predicted model, not a curated record.